Sorghum bicolor (sorghum) is the source of this 1900-nucleotide messenger RNA. Its product is annotated as transcription factor TGAL1. The transcript is spliced from 12 exons. NCBI's taxonomy places the organism in Eukaryota, Viridiplantae, Streptophyta, Magnoliopsida, Poales, Poaceae. Gene Ontology annotation, molecular function: sequence-specific DNA binding; DNA-binding transcription factor activity. The record is from RefSeq and is a predicted model, not a curated record. The coding region runs from base 237 to 1643 and encodes 468 amino acids. Gene Ontology annotation, biological process: regulation of DNA-templated transcription; DNA-templated transcription.
GGCAUUGGCAACCUCUGCUGCCCCUGCCGCCGCUGGAGUGGACGGACCCUCCCCUCCAUUUCCCCCUCCUCGCCCUCGCUUCGCCCAAACACAACCGGACCCUGCUGCUGCUAUACUCUCGGACGCAGAAAUCCUCUGCUUCCGCUUGGCUUGCGAUGCUUGUUUGAGUGCGCGGGCCUGCGGUGAGGUGAGGCGACAGCGGCGCCCGGCGGUUGCAUGGUGGUUGAUGGUGGCCGAUGGAGAGUAGACGAGGAGGGUCGACGGCGGCGGCGGAAGAUGCGGGCGGGGGGAUGCCGAGCUUUGGGCCACCUCAGCACGCCAUCCACACAGAUGUGAACAGCAUGCAACCUUCUCGAGUUACCGACUUUGGGGCACUUGCGCAGUCAGCUGGAUUCCGAAUAGAAGAUCUUGCUAACCUCAAUGCAAAUGCUUUGUUCAAUCUGAAGCCAAAUACCCAUACAAUUAACAACAGUCCUCUUCAGUUUGGAAGUUACGGGAAGCCUAUUUCUCCUCACAUAAAUACUAUAGAAGCAGCAACAGCUAAAACAAGAAUUGACCCUCAGUUGCUAGAACAGCAAACAGGAGCACAAUCAAAUCUGGUGGCAUUACCAACUGGUAACAUCGAGAAUUGGGGAGAGUCAGCUAUGGCUGGUGGUAGCCCUAUGACUGACACAUCUUCAGAUCCAGACACUGAUGAGAGGAACCAGAUGUUUGAACAAGGCCUGGUUACUGUCCCCACAGCUUCUGAUUCUAGUGACAAAUCAAGGGACAAACUAGAUCAGAAGACACUUCGGCGUCUUGCCCAAAAUCGUGAAGCUGCCAGGAAAAGCCGUUUACGAAAGAAGGCAUACAUCCAAAACCUUGAGAGUAGCAGACUGAAACUUACUCAGUUAGAGCAAGAGCUUCAGCGGGCUCGUCAACAGGGUAUUUUUAUUUCGACAUCAGGAGAUCAACCUCAAUCAACAAGUGGAAAUGGAGCUUUGGCAUUUGACAUGGAGUAUGCACGCUGGUUGGAGGAGCACAACAAACAUGUAAAUGAGUUGAGGGCUGCUGUCAAUGCACAUGCCGGUGAUAAUGAUCUUCGUGGUAUUGUUGAUAGCAUUAUGGCACACUACGACGAAAUUUUCAGGCUCAAGGGUGUGGCAGCUAAAGCAGAUGUUUUUCAUGUGCUGUCUGGGAUGUGGAAGACCCCUGCUGAGAGAUGUUUCAUGUGGUUAGGUGGCUUCCGAUCAUCUGAGCUUCUUAAGUUACUGGCAGGUCACCUAGAGCCUCUUACUGAUCAGCAGCUUGUUGGUAUAUCCAACCUGCAACAGUCCUCCCAGCAAGCUGAAGAUGCUCUUUCUCAAGGGAUGGAAGCGUUACAACAGUCGCUUGCAGAAACUCUAGCAUCUGGAUCCCUGGGCCCUGCUGGACCUUCUGGCAAUGUUGCAAAUUACAUGGGACAAAUGGCAAUGGCUAUGGGAAAACUUGGCACCCUUGAGAACUUUCUACGGCAGGCUGAUAAUCUACGGCUGCAAACACUUCAACAAAUGCAACGCAUAUUAACCACCCGACAAUCAGCACGAGCCCUACUUGCAAUAAGCGACUACUUCUCUCGGCUGCGUGCUUUGAGCUCUCUUUGGCUUGCCCGUCCAAGGGAAUAAAUUCAAUUAAUUCAUAAAUAGGAUAAUUUUUUGUACUGUCUCUAGUAUGUCCAUUAGUUUCUUCACAUGUUAGUGAGAUAUUUGGAUCUAAGAUCUUAUGAAGGGAUGACAUGUAUGUGUUCAAGUGAACGAUCAGUUCAUAUUGUAGGCCGUCAUGGGUUAUUGGAUAAGUUUGUAACAAUUUUGGAUAAAAAAACAGAGUUGUAAAUACAUCCGGAAUAAUCUAAGAUCUUAUGAAGGGAUGAUAUUGGAGGAUA